Knipowitschia caucasica is the source of this 2475-nucleotide messenger RNA. Lineage: Eukaryota; Metazoa; Chordata; Actinopteri; Gobiiformes; Gobiidae. The record is from the annotation of a GenBank genome assembly.
AUGGAGACUCAGGAGCAUGCUGCAGGGGCAGUGAUGGGCCUCAGUGCAGGACAGACGUCUGCAGACAGAACCCCACAGGAGCAGCCUCAUCACACAAGCAGAAUGCAGCAGCCUCAAAGCACAAGCAGAAUGGAGCAGCUGUUUGGCUUCAGCACUGAGAACCUUGGCUCCUGGCAGAGUGUGGUGACCCUCCUGAACCGCCCUAUGGACCCUGCGUCUCUGGGCAUCUUCCGGUUCUUGUUUGGAAUGCUCAUGGCCAUCGACAUCACCCAGGAGCGCGGCCUGAGUCACCUGGACUGGAAGUACCUGGACGGAGCUCCUGUGUGCAGAUUCCCUCUCUUUAACUUCCUCCAGCCCCUUCCUCUCGACUGGAUGUACCUGGUGUACCUGGUCAUGUUUCUGGGUUCAGUGGGGAUCAUGCUGGGCUGCUUCUACAGACUCUCCUGCCUCAUGUUUCUAACGACGUACUGGUAUAUAUUCUUUCUGGAUAAGACGGCGUGGAACAAUCACUCCUACCUCUAUGGACUGAUUGGCUUUCAGCUCACUCUUAUGGAUGGCAAUCGUUACUGGUCGAUAGACGGUCUGAGAAAUCCUGGCAUAAGAAACGCUCAUGUGCCUCUGUGGAACUACACUGUGCUCAGGACGCAGAUUUUUAUUGUUUACUUCAUUGCUGGGAUCAAAAAGCUGGAUGCUGAUUGGGUGGAGGGAUACUCUAUGUCUUACCUGGCGCAUCAUUGGCUGUUUGACCCGUUUAAGCUGGUCCUCCCGGUGGAGCUGGUGAAUGUGCUGGUGGUCCACGGAGGAGGCCUGAUCCUGGACCUGAGCGCUGGGUACCUGCUCUUCUUUGAUGCAACACGUCCCUUUGCUUUCGUUUUUGUCUCAUACUUCCACUGCAUGAACUCUCAGCUCUUCAGCAUAGGAAUGUUCCCCUACACCAUGUUGGCCACCAGUCCUCUCUUCUGCUACAGCAAUUGGCCCAGGAGGCUGUUCGCAGGUUUCCCACGCGUUCUCAAGCCUGUCCUGCCGUCCACCUCACAGGACCUGAAGCCCAGCACCUCCUGCGUGUAUGAGGAGGCGCCGAGGUCUGAGGAGCCGAGGUCUGAGGAGCCGAGGUCUGAGGAGCCGAGGUCUGAGGAGCCGAGGUCUGAGGAGCCGAGGUCUGAGGAGCCGAGGUCUGAGGAGCCGAGGUCUGAGGCGCCGAGGUCUGAGGAGCCGAGGUCUGAGGAGCCGAGGUCUGAGGAGCCGAGGUCUGAGGAGCCGAGGUCUGAGGAGCAGGAGGCCACAGCCGCCAAAAAACCCAUCAAAUUUAGACACAAACUUGGCGCAAUUUUCACCAUUAUUUACAUCAUGGAGCAACUUUUUAUGCCAUAUUCGCACUUCAUCACACAGGGCUAUAAUAACUGGACCAACGGCCUGUAUGGUUACUCCUGGGACAUGAUGGUUCACGCUCGCAGCCACCAACACGUCAAAAUCACGUAUAAAGACGGAAAAACAGGAGAGAUCGGAUAUUUGAACCCAGGGGUGUUCACUCAGAGUCGUCGUUGGAAAGACCACGGUGACAUGUUGAAGCAGUACGCCACGUGCCUGAGCGAGCUACUGCCGAGAUACAACAUCACAGACGCAGAGAUCUACUUUGACAUCUGGGUGUCCAUCAACGACCGCUUCCAGCAGAGGAUCUUUGACCCUCGUGUGGACGUGGUGAGAGCGCCCUGGUCGCCGCUGCAGCCGACGCCAUGGCUGAUGCCGCUGCUGGUUGACCUGUCGCCGUGGAGGACCAAGUUCCAGGAGAUCGAGGGGACGCUGGACAAUCAGACAGAGAUCGUCUUCAUCGCAGACUUUCCAGGUCUUCACUUGGAAAACUUUGUGAGUGAAGACCUGGGAAACACCAGUGUUCAGGUUCUCCAGGGGGAGGUGAUAAUCGAGCUGGUGGAGGAGAAGAAGAACUACACUCUGAAAGCGGGGGAGCAGACACAGGUCCCCGCUGGAGCCUACCACAAAGUGCACACAGUGUCUGACGGCCCCUCAUGCUUCAUGUACGUCUACGUCAACACCACAGAAGCCGCGCUCCAGGAAGACCUCACCAGACUGCUGCACCUCCAGGAGCGACUCCUCAACGGCACAGAAACUGAGCCACUGCCUCCGGAGCUGCAGCCCCUCCUCUCAGCAGACGAGGGGUCAGAGGUCAAUGCCACGGAUCCCGUUGUGCGAAUAUUUCUGAAAAGACAGCGGCGAAUGAAGGAAGUGAAGAAGCGACGAGAAGCGAGCGUGAUAGAACGAUUGGAUCGAUUCGUGACAAAGAAAUACUACACGAUCAGAAGAGGAUUCCUGAUGACGGCCAUCGCGAUGCGGAACCUGGCUGUGGGUCUGCCUUCUGUGGAACAGCUGACCAGAGAGGUGUCGUACGCCAACAUGAAGGGACCGCAGUAUGAGAACCAUGAAGCUCUGAAGGACGAAGCAGGACACGCUGAGCUCUGA